Molecule: messenger RNA, 199 nt
Organism: Racocetra fulgida
Lineage: Eukaryota; Fungi; Glomeromycota; Glomeromycetes; Diversisporales; Gigasporaceae
Source: the annotation of a GenBank genome assembly
CAAUGCAACCAACAAUAAACUUACCUCAAAUUUUACCUCAAAUUGUUGAGGAUACUAAAGAAAACUCUUAUAUGCAAACUUCUGGUAAAAACCAUGUUAAUGCAACAUUACAUUCUAAUCGUGAUGUUAAUCCUAACCUAUGGGAUACUUUACAAUUCACAGAUUUGUCUCGUACGACUCAAUUGAAAUUAAGAGAGAU